AUGAGUGGAUUUGAUUCUUCGGUCAUACUUCCAUUUUUGAGCCUGAUUCUCAUUUUUAUUUUAAAUAUUAAAAUCUUUGUGACUAAAGCUUCCAAGCAACAUUUUCCUCCAGGACCCAGACCUUUGCCCGUUAUCGGAAAUCUGCACAUUCUCAAUCUGAAGAGGCCGUAUCAAACCAUGCUGGAGCUCUCCCAGAAAUAUGGCUCCAUUUACAGCAUCCAAAUGGGACCAAAGAAGGUGGUAGUGCUUUCUGGAUACGAGACAGUGAAAGAUGCCCUCGUCAAUUAUGGUGAUCAAUUUGGGGAACGAUCUCAAGUGCCUAUAUUUGAAAGGCUUUUCGAAGGAAAAGGUAAGGGAAUUGCUUUCUCUCACGGUGAAGCUUGGAAAACUAUGAGAAGAUUCAGUUUGACUACCUUACGGAACUUUGGAAUGGGCAAGCGGAUCAUUGAAGACACAAUUAUAGAGGAAUGCCAGCAUCUCCUUUUCAACAUGUUUCCUGUCUUGGGGUUCCUCCUAAAAAGUCAUAAGACAGUACUCAGGAAUAGAGACGAAUUAUUUUCUUUUAUAAGGAUGACUUUCCUAGAUCACCGUCAUAAACUUGACAAAAAUGAUCUCAGAAGUUUCAUUGACGCCUUUUUGGUCAGGCAGGAGGAGGAGAAAUAUACAUCUACUGACUAUUUCAGUGAUGACAAUUUGGUGGCACUUGUCAGUAAUCUGUUUGUGGCAGGUACAGAGACCACGGCCUCCACACUGCGCUGGGGGCUUCUGCUCAUGAUGCGCUAUCCUGAGGUCCAGAAAAAGGUCGGUGAUGAGAUCACCAAGGUUGUGGGCUCGGCUCAGCCUCGAAUCGCACACCGAACUCAAAUGCCGUACACAGAUGCUGUCAUUCAUGAAGUACAGAGAUUUGCUAAUAUCCUGCCCACAGGCUUACCCCAUGCAACCACCACAAAUACUACAUUUAAAAAUUAUUAUAUUCCAAAGGGCACUGAGGUCAUCACUUUGCUGACCUCUGUUCUUCAGGAUCAAACACAGUGGGAAAAACCAGACAUAUUUAAUCCUGAGCAUUUCCUCAGCUCGACUGGAAAGUUUAUCAAGAAAGCAGCUUUCAUGCCCUUUUCAGUAGGUCCCCGGAUGUGUGCUGGUGAGUCAUUGGCCAAGAUGGAGCUUUUCCUAUUCUUCACCAGCCUUAUGCAGAAGUUUACCUUCCAGCCACCCCCUGAAGUCUCCCAUCUGGACCUGGACCUCACUCCGGACACUGGCUUCACUGCUCAACCAAGGCCUCACAAGAUACGUGCUCUGCUCCGGGCCUAG
Molecule: messenger RNA, 1311 nt
Organism: Manis javanica (Malayan pangolin)
Lineage: Eukaryota; Metazoa; Chordata; Mammalia; Pholidota; Manidae
Source: RefSeq, a predicted model, not a curated record